This is a messenger RNA of Ectocarpus siliculosus, 1976 nucleotides long. NCBI's taxonomy places the organism in Eukaryota, Phaeophyceae, Ectocarpales, Ectocarpaceae. The record is from the annotation of a GenBank genome assembly.
CUAGGCCUGCUGGCGUGGUCAUUUGCGUUGUACGCUGCUCUUCUAGAUCAAUGGCAUCUCUAACUGCUCCACCACCGCAAGCAGGAACUAAGCGACCGAGGAGCAGUGCUCAAGAACACCAGGUCUCAGCACCAGUCCCUGAUUUCGGUGCAGAUUCUGACGAUGAUGUUGAAGACGUAGCGCGUGGGAAGGGAGGCGACGAAGGAGGAACGCCCUCGUCUAUGAUCGUGCAGUUUGCGACACUGGAGGGGGAGAACAAGGGGCCACAGAUCGAUGUCCCACUUGGUUCGACGGUACUGCAAAUGGAGGAGCUCAUGAACCAGCUCCUGGAGAAUAAGGAUAAGGUGCCGUACACGUUCUACGUGAAUGACGCCGAAGUCAUGGAGACGCUAGAGCAAACCGUGUCGGAGCUAGCGGUUUCGACCGAGGCCGUCCUGCGUGUGUCGUACCAGCCGCUAGCGGUGUUCCGCGUGCGGCCGGUGACGCGCUGCACUAGCACCAUGCCUGGACACACGGAGGCUGUCCUCCACGUGAACUACAGCCCAGAUGGAACCAUGCUUGCAAGCGGGGGCGGAGAUAUGACCGUCAGGUUUUGGGACGUGCAGACAUCCCUUCCUCGCUUCACAUGUAGAGGGCAUCGCCACCAUGUCCUCUGCACCGCGUGGGCGCCAAACGGGAAACGUUUCGCGUCUGCGGACAGGAAGGGCGAGAUUCGGCUAUGGGACCCCUCGAAGGGGGUGCAGCAGGGCCAACCCCUGUCUGCGCACAAGCAGUGGGUCACCUCGCUCGCGUGGGAACCUUUGCAUCGAAAUUCCGCUGGGGAACGGCUCGCCAGUUCGUCCAAAGACGCCCUCAUCAAGAUCUGGAAUACGCGGACUGGUCGCUGCGAAGUUACACUCUCCGGACACGCCGACUCCGUCGAGAAAAUCAUCUGGGGAGGGGAAGGGUUGCUGUACUCCGCAAGUCGGGAUCGCACGAUUAAGGUGUGGAAUGUUGAGGGUGAGGGCCGAAAGCUGGGAAUUUUGGUUCGAACGCUCGUUGGGCACGGCCACCGGGUCAACACCUUGGCCCUCAGCUGCGAGGCGGCACUGCGGACGGGUCCUUUCGGAAAGGAGGAGUGCGCGCUCAAAGCGGUGUCCAAGUUUACUCCAGAAGAGGCUCAAGCCGUCGCUCUCGAACGCUACAAUCUGGCAAGGGGAGGGGAACCCGAGCGAUUGGUAUCAGGCUCCGACGACUUCACGCUCUUCCUCUGGAAUCCAGUUGACGGCAAGAAGCCGUUGGCGCGCCUGACUGGCCACCAGCAACCGGUGAAUCACCUGGCCUUCAGCCCGGACGGACGGCGUUUCGCGAGCGCCUCGUUUGAUAAGAAGGUCAAGGUGUGGGACGGCCGCACGGGCACGUUUCUCGCGACGCUCAACGGGCACGUGAGCGCGGUGUACCAGGUAGCGUGGUCUGCGGACAGCCGGCUCCUCGUUAGCGCCUCGAAGGACAGCACAGUCAAGCUGUGGGAAAUGGUCGCGCUCAAGAGGGCGAAGGCGACUCUUCCAGGGCACGCCGACGAAGUUUAUGCUCUCGACUGGUCUCCCGAUGGAUCUGCCGUUGCCUCCGGCAGCAAGGACCGGACUAUCAAGAUUUGGGCACACUGACGAGCGUUUGCUCGGUGUUGUGGGCUUGUUGCAUGGUUUGGCGAGUGGUCAGCGAGGAAAGGCAGCGGUUUCCACGGUGGUCUUGUCUUGAAGUUCUGACGUGAUGCUCUUCUUGAUACUUACACAAAAUAUUAUGGGGGGGACGUAAAAUGCCCGCUCGCGCUUCAAAAGUGAUGCUCCUGUGGUUGUCGCUGUGGUUGCGUCUUGUUGUCGCUUCGGAAGAGCUCUUGUAUCUGGAAAAAGAGUGUUGCCAUAGGUCCGCCAGGCGGUCGCAGCAGUGUAGUCCAAAAUUGAACUGUGGACGAAUUCUUGCGCAUCACAACAUGUUUU